Messenger RNA from Talaromyces amestolkiae, 1344 nucleotides. RefSeq lists its product as uncharacterized. The transcript has a single exon. NCBI's taxonomy places the organism in Eukaryota, Fungi, Ascomycota, Eurotiomycetes, Eurotiales, Trichocomaceae. Bases 1 to 1344 code for a protein of 447 amino acids. The record is from RefSeq and is a predicted model, not a curated record.
AUGUCUAAACCACGUAUCGCCCUUCUGGGAACAUGCGAUACAAAAUUAGAAGAAACCUUAUACCUACGAGAUCAAAUCAUCAAGGCUGGAGAAGCCGAAGUACUUUUACUCGAUGUCGGCCGGACACCAGUACAAAACAGUGACAUAGACAUCCUCAGUUCCACACUUGCGCUUCGCAAAUCUAUUGAUGGGCCAUCCUCCAUGGUUCAAAUGUCUCGAGCAGAUUACAUCAAGUACAUGAUCGAAUGUGCAACACCCUUUGUGGCAGAGUUGUUUCAAAAGGGGGAAAUCCACGGUAUUGUAUCGGCUGCCGGUUCUAGCGGCACAUCACUCGUCACCGCAGUGAUGCGGAAUGCGUUGCCGGUUGGAUUCCCGAAAUUGAUGGUCUCGACAAUGGCCAGUGGAGAUGUGUCGCAUCUCGUCGAGGAGACGGAUAUCACUCUGAUGUAUAGCGUUGUAGAUAUUGCGGGCACGAAUUCCGUUCUCAAUCAGAUACUUACAAAUGCUGCUGCGGCAAUCGCAGGCGCAGCAACAGCAUAUUACCGAAGUCAGAUUGAGAAUGCCUCUAGAAAUACAGGCGCAGAGCAGCGAAAGAAGAGGAUAGCAGUUACCAUGUUUGGAGUCACCACCCCAUGUGUCGACGCUAUUAGGGAGUAUCUAGAGUCGGAAUACGCCUACGAGGUAUAUGUCUUUCAUGCCACUGGUGCUGGCGGCAAGGCUAUGGAGAGAUUGAUCCGAGACCGUCAGAUAGACGCCGUGCUCGACAUGACGACGACUGAGAUUGCCGAUGAAUUGGUUGGAGGCGUCCUAUCUGCAGGACCGCAACGAUUGUCUGCAGCAGCGGAAGCUGGAAUACCGCAAGUCAUAAGCGUGGGAGCUUGCGACAUGGUGAACUUUGGGCCUAGAGAUACGGUGCCUGCAGAAUUCGCGUCUGCAGACAACCAGCGUUUAUUGUAUGAGCACAAUCCAGCGGUCACAUUGAUGCGAACGACACCGCAAGAAUGCACCCGUAUCGCCGAAUUCAUAGCGUCCAAGUUACGAGACCGAGCCGUCCGGCCGGACUUGGUGAGGAUCCUCCUACCUACUGGUGGUAUCAGCAUGAUUUCUACUCCGUCGCAGCCAUUUUAUGAGCCAAAAUCAGAUGCCGCUCUGUUCGACACCAUAGAGCGUCAACUAGAAGGAAGCGGCAUUGAAGUGAGGCGUGACGACCAAGACAUCAAUAACAAGGGCUUCGCUCUGUUGGCGGCAGAUUUACUGGUAGAAAUUAUACGCAAGAAAGAGGCCGAAGAGCAUAGUGAUGGAAGUAGAGAUGUGAAGUCACGGAGCGAAAUGUCAGCCAUUUGA